GUGGGGUAGGGGGUGUGGUCUGUGGACCUCUGGGCAAACAAUUGAUGAGACUGGAAGGAAAGGUAUUUGUGAAUCCUUUGAAGUAUUCUGCAAAAGUUUAUGUGCAUUUCUCCAGGGAAAAUGUGCUUUGCUUGCCUUGCUAGUAUCUUAGAGGGGUCCGUGACCUAAAGAAGGUUAAAGAAAGCACUAAAUUUGUAUUUUUAAUUGAUCAUUUCCACCCCAACAGGAAAAUUUCUCCUAGAUCUGUUCUUGUUUGCUACUGUACUUGAAGCCCUUCAGUCCAUCACGGUCUAAAUGGAGGUGGGUGGGAGAGAAUGACACAGAGAAAGAUCAGGUAUGGUUGCAGAAGUACAGGAAGAAGGACUGGUUCCAGACAGAGCUGGCAUUACAAUCCCAUCUACCAACUUAUCAGCUGUGGCCUUGACCUAGGUACUUAACUGCUCUCUGCCUCAGUUUCUUCUUCUGUAAAAUGAAGAAAAGUUGAGGUUCAAAGGUCAAUUGUGUAAAGUAUGUGUGGAGCACACAAGAUGACACUGUUAUUAUGGAGAAGUCUUAUCCUGCAGUCUCAGACAGUCCCUAACUGAUUUCUCUGUAUUCUUGGGCUGAGCCCAAUUUUCAAGGCUGGUAGGAUAGGUUGGGCAUCAGACCUCUCCAAUGAUUUAAUUGAACACGGUUGAGCUGGGAUUUCCAAAACCCUCAGGGCCAAACUCACCUUUUCACUGCCGAUUCCCCUUUCCUUCUGUCUCUUAGUACUCCCCCCAGGGCUCAAUGAUUCUUGACAAAAGCUCUAGUUCACUUUAGGAGAGCAGAAAGGGAGAGGAAAUGAUCUUCCAAAAUUAAAGAUGAAGACCUUCACUUAGUAAGGUUGUAGUUCAACCUUUUGGCCUCUAGAGGGCAGUGUGGAUACGUUCGCCUCAGGUUCACAGCCAGCCAAUAGCAAAGUAAGUUUUCAGUACUGCACCAAAGGAUGAAAGGAUAAUGGCAAACGUAUUCUUAGUGCUCUCCACUGUGUGAUUAUGAGCGAUUAUAAUCUUUAUACUUGGGGGUAUUAAAAUAUUGUUCUAGUUAUGACAAUGAUUUUUUAAUUGGCUUAACUAAAAAAAAAGUCGGUAUUUGUAUUGUUCUAUACUUUGGGAAGAAAAUAGACAUGUCCAAGGGAACUAGUCUUUGAACCACUAUUUAAGCUUCGUUUCUGUAUUUAUUCUUGGAUAUAAGAGAAUUGAGCGCUUGACCUUGUUUUCACUAAAAGGCAAACCGGGCUGUUUUAGUUGCAACACAGAUGUUUGUCAAAAACAGGGUAGAGGUGGAGCUCACAGCCGGGAGAAUGCCGGCUGGAUUCCCAGGCCUUCUCAGUGAACGCACCUUGUGUCACAGCCGUAGGGGCAGUGCGGGGGCGUCUCAAAACCUCCCACCUCUCCGCCCAAGCUUUGGAGUCCUCGUCACCUUCCACUGCCCAGUUCUGGACAACAGUGAGAGUCCCAUUCCUUGUCGAGCAGGGAUUGGAAACAAAAAACAGCCAGUCUUAGCUCCGAGCCCUCGUGGCACCCCUCCUGCCUCCGCCUCCAGAAGGCGGGCACAGCAGCUUGCAGGCGCGGCCAGCCAAUAGCUGGGGGAUGAACAGAAAGGCGAGAGUGCUCCUUCACUCGGCCCCAACGUCACGAUGCUGGCCCCGCCCCUUCGCCAGCAGUCUCUGGGAGCCGGGCGGGUAAGCCAGCCACCCUGCGGACGCCGGACGCCGAACCCGAAUCCGCAUUUCGCCAGCAAUUGGGACUCUUCUUACUCUUCCUGGAUUUGGCCUUCCUGGGGUCAGUGAGCUGCUCAAUGCUGUGAGGAACGAACUGCUGCAGGGCAGAGAGGGGGAAAAUUACUUCUUUAGCCCACUCCCUGACACCAAAGCCAUUAACUUCUCCAUUUGCUGAGUUCACGGGAAUGGCAUAGACAAGGUCUGUCACAAUGCUGCUGCACAGGGCUGUGAUCCCCCAUCUCCGACAGGCCUGCAGACUCAAGUCAGCCCCCUCAAGGCUCUAUAUUCGGGCUUGCUCUACAGAUGAUUCACUUCAGCCCCAGUGCCCCAGCCUUGCCUUUUCUGGUGAUAACUCCAGCACCGGGGGAUGGAAAGUCAUGGGGACUCUGCUAGGCCUGGGUGCAGUGUUGGCCUAUCAUGACCACCGGUGCAGGGCUACUCAGGAGUCACCACACGUAUACACAAGAGAGGAAGUGAGAUCUCACAGCAGCCCUGAGACUAGGAUCUGGGUGACUCUGGGCUAUGAGGUGUUUGAUGUUACAGAAUUUGUGGACUUACACCCUGGGGGGCCAUCAAAGCUGAUGCUAGCAGCAGGGGGUCCUCUAGAGCCCUUCUGGGCCCUCUAUGCUGUUCAUAACCAGCCCCAUGUGCGUGAGAUGCUGGCUCAGUACAAGAUUGGGGAGCUGAGCCCUGAAGACAAGGUACCUUCCACCUUGAAGACCUCUGACCCCUACAUUGAUGAUCCCAUACGUCACCCAGCCCUGAAGGUCAACAGCCAGCGCCCCUUUAAUGCAGAGCCCCCCCCUGAACUGCUGACGGAAAACUAUAUCACACCUAACCCUAUCUUCUUCACCCGGAACCAUCUGCCUGUACCUAACCUGGACCCAGAAACCUAUCGUCUGCAUGUAGUAGGGCCACCUGGGGGUCAGUCACUGUGUCUAUCCCUGGAUGACUUGUACAAGUUCCCCAAACACGAGAUCACUGUAACUCUGCAGUGUGCUGGCAACCGGCGCUCUGAAAUGACUCAGUUCAAAGAAGUGAGAGGUCUGGAGUGGAAUAUCGGGGCCAUUAGCACUGCACGCUGGGCUGGGGCACGCCUUUGUGAUGUGUUAGCCAAGGCUGGUCACCAACUCUGUGAAACUGAGGCCCACGUCUGCUUUGAGGGACUGGAUUCAGACCCCACAGGGACUGCCUAUGGAGCAUCCAUCCCUCUGGCUCGGGCCAUGGAUCCUGAAGCUGAGGUCCUGCUGGCAUACGAGAUGAAUGGGCAGCCUCUGCCUCGUGACCAUGGCUUCCCUGUGCGAGUGGUUGUUCCUGGUGUGGUGGGUGCCCGCCAUGUCAAAUGGCUGGGCAAAGUGAGUGUGGAACCAGAGGAAAGUUACAGUCACUGGCAGCGGCGGGAUUAUAAAGGCUUCUCUCCAUCUGUGGACUGGGACACAGUAGAUUUUGACUCAGCUCCAUCUAUUCAGGAACUUCCUGUCCAGUCAGCCAUCACAGAACCCAAGGAUGGGGAGACAGUACAAUCAGGGGAGGUGACUAUCAAGGGCUAUGCAUGGAGUGGUGGUGGGAGGGCUGUGGUCAGGGUGGAUGUGUCUCUGGAUGGGGGCCUAACCUGGCACGUGGCAGAGCUGGAUGGAGAGGAACAGCGUCCCAGAAAGGCCUGGGCCUGGCGACUAUGGCAGCUGCAAGCCCCUGUGCCGGCUGGGAGAAAGGAAUUGAACAUUGUUUGUAAAGCUGUAGAUGACAGCUACAAUGUGCAACCAGACACCGUGGCCCCAAUCUGGAACCUGCGAGGUGUGCUCAGCAAUGCCUGGCACCGUGUCCAUGUCCAUGUUGCCCCAUAAGAAGGUGAAAUGGAAUUACCUACUCCCCAGAAUCAUCAUCUCAACCCCUUUCCACACACAUCCUUUUGCUUUGUUACCACAGGAAAACCUUUCCUUCCACCUCCACUUCUUGGAUCACAACCCUAUACUAUGCCUUCCUAAACCACACACAGAUAUGCACAUUGCACAUUUCCACCCAGACACCAGCUCUCCUUUGACACUAUGUUACAUAUCCCUAUUAUGCCAGAAGUUGAGAGCUGUUGAAGAUGGAGGCUAGAAGUGGGGAAAUUUCUGUAAACAAGCACUCUUCUCCUCCUACCCCACCUCCACUUCUAGUGUCUAUCAUCACUUUAUUUUGCUUUUCCUCUUGGGAGUCUUCAGAGAAUGUGUGUGAAUAUGUGUACAAAAAAUGUAUAUGCAACUUUCUACUGACUUUCUGGUUGCUAGGGGUCGUGAGAGGUGCAAUCCUGCCCCUUUAUAGUUCCACUUUUCUAAACACAUCAAUAAAGUAUCUGUUUAAGACACAA
Messenger RNA from Herpailurus yagouaroundi (jaguarundi), 4094 nucleotides. RefSeq names its product sulfite oxidase (gene SUOX). Gene Ontology annotation, biological process: sulfur compound metabolic process. Gene Ontology annotation, molecular function: heme binding; molybdenum ion binding; sulfite oxidase activity. The record is from RefSeq and is a predicted model, not a curated record. Gene Ontology annotation, cellular component: mitochondrion. Lineage: Eukaryota; Metazoa; Chordata; Mammalia; Carnivora; Felidae.